Pristis pectinata (smalltooth sawfish) is the source of this 4371-nucleotide messenger RNA. It is a transcript of the gene abcc12, whose product is annotated as ATP-binding cassette, sub-family C (CFTR/MRP), member 12. The transcript has 30 exons. Gene Ontology annotation, molecular function: ABC-type transporter activity; ATP binding; ATP hydrolysis activity. Gene Ontology annotation, biological process: transmembrane transport. The coding region runs from base 130 to 4245 and encodes 1371 amino acids. Gene Ontology annotation, cellular component: membrane. Lineage: Eukaryota; Metazoa; Chordata; Chondrichthyes; Rhinopristiformes; Pristidae. The record is from RefSeq and is a predicted model, not a curated record.
AAAGCACUGAUUAUUUUGGUGGUGAAUUAAAUGCAACAUAAAGAUCUGAAGGGAAAGAAAGACAUACACAGAGCAAAUCAAGCUGAAGUGCUUUCCCAAUAUUGAUACAUAUUGCUGCAAGUCAACAAAAUGGAAUUGUCAGAGACAAACGAUGGGGCUCCAAAGAAGCAACACAAAUACUUGCAAAGUUUGAAAACGAUGAUUCCUAUUCGUCCAAAACCAAAGAAUCCAUCUCCUGACCCAGUAGAUGAUGCUGGGCUAUUUUCAUUCAUCACUUUCCAGUGGCUGACGCCAAUGAUGAUGAAGGCAUCCAGAAAGAAACUGAAUCAAGAUACAAUUCCUCCCCUCUCCAAGUUCAGCUGUUCAGAUGUCAAUGCCAAAAGAUUUUUGCAUCUUUGGGAGAAAGAAGUGGAAAGAGUUGGCAAUAAAAAAGCUUCUUUGGAAAAAGUUACUGUACAGUUUCAACGAACAAGGCUUAUUAUGAAUAUAAUAUGUACAGUUAUUUGUAUGACUUGUGCUUUCUUGGGACCGGCAGUGCUGACUCAUGCUAUACUCCAACAUGUUGAAGAAAAGUCAGAAAAUCUUGUUUAUGGAAUUGGUCUGUGCUUUGCACUAUUUAUAACAGAGUUUUUUAAAACCAUGUUCUUCUCAGCAUUAUGGGCUAUCAACUAUCAGACUGGUAUCCGAUUAAAAAGUGCCAUCUCUACAUCAGCAUUCAUUAAGCUGGUUCAUCUUAAAAGUUUAAACAACAAUUCCAUUGGUGAGGUUAUGAACCUCCUGUCAAAUGAUGGUCAUCGACUAUUUGAAGCUGCUUUGUUUUGUCCUCUUAUAUUUGGUACUCCAGUGUUGCUGAUCAGUUGCACAAUAUAUUGCUAUGUUUUACUUGGACCUACAUCAUUAUUGGGAAUUGUUGCUUAUAUUUUAUUAAUGCCCUUUCAGAUGUUAAUGGCACGAUUAACCACGGCAUUUCGAGGUAAAGCCAUUGGGCAGACAGAUACUCGUGUGCGAUUAAUGAAUGAAGUAUUGACGCAUAUAAAACUAAUAAAAAUGUACGCAUGGGAAAAAUCAUUUGCUCAUUCUAUAAGUGAUGUGCGGAAAAAUGAACAAAAGAUUUUAGAAAAAGCAGGAUACGUACAGAGUGUAAAUUCUUCACUUGCCCCAAUUGUACCAACAUUGGCCACUGUCCUCACAUUCGUUGUGCACACACUUUUGGGAUAUGAGUUGACAGCAUCUGUGGCAUUCACUGUGAUCGCAGUUUUCAAUGUAAUGAAAUUCACUUUGGCCACUCUGCCCUUUUCAGUUAAAGGAUUUGCAGAGGCCAGGGUUUCUUUAAAAAGAUUAAAGAAAAUGUUGGUCAUGGAAAAUCCUGAGGUAUAUGUGAAAACUUUGCAAGACUCACCUUAUGCAGUGCUGAUGGAAAAUGCAUCACUUUCAUGGAACAAUGUAAAUGGAAGUGAAGGAGAAUCUGAUCCUGUUGACAAAGUCUCAAAAAGAAAAGAUGGCUUUAAUACAAAUAAAAUAAAUGAGCCCAAUAUUAAUGGUGAAGUACUAGAAGUUACCCCUAAAGCAUUAACGAUUCUUCAUAAUCUUAGCUUCUGUUUGGAGAAGGGAUUGCUUUUAGGAGUUUGUGGAAAUGUAGGAAGUGGAAAAAGCUCUUUAAUAUCUGCUGUGCUAGGACAGAUGAAUUUGCAUAAUGGAAUUGUAGCUGUCAAUGGAUCACUGGCCUUUGUGUCCCAACAAGCUUGGAUAUUUCAUGGGACUAUCAGAGAAAACAUAUUAUUUGGAAAGAUGUUUGAUGAGGAACGGUAUGAGAAGGUGGUUGAAGUCUGCAGUCUUGAACAGGAUCUGGCUAUGCUGCCCUUUGGAGAUUUAACUGAAGUGGGAGAAAGGGGCAUCAACCUAUCAGGUGGACAGAAGCAGCGAGUCAGCAUUGCUCGUGCUGUGUACUCAGACCAAGAUAUUUAUCUACUGGAUGAUCCCUUGUCGGCUGUGGAUGCCCAUGUCGGGAUGCACAUCUUUGAGCAGUGUGUCAAAAAGGCACUCAGAGAGAAAACUGUGAUUCUAGUCACUCAUCAGCUGCAGUACUUGGAGCACUGUGAUGAAAUCCUUUUAUUGGAAGAUGGAAAAAUCAAGGAAAAAGGAAAGCAUGAGACACUAAUGAAAGAAAAUGGACACUAUGCCAACCUGAUCAGUAAUUACCAAAUGAACCAACCAAAUGAAUCAGAAAAUAACAAAACAAUAUCAUUAAGUUCAGAAAAAGGAAACCUAGAUGGAACUUACCUCUCCAAUACAAGACUACAAGGCUUGGACAAUGCUGCAUUUGAUAUGACUGAUGAGAAAAAUGUUGCAACAGAAGAAAAUAUUGAGAAUGCAAAGGUCAUGCAGCGGGAAGGAAAUCCUGAAAAAGCACCAAAAGCACAGCUUAUACAGGAAGAAGAAAAACAGACAGGCUCAGUACCGGGGAAAACCUACCACCAGUAUAUCAUGGCAGGGGGAGGAUAUGUUUUAUUUCUAUUUGUUUUCUUCCUGUUCAUCCUUAUGUUCAGCUGUACAACUUUUAGUGGAUGGUGGUUAAGUUAUUGGAUAUCAGAGGGAUCUGGGGCUGACUGUAUUGCACAAAGGAAUAACACCUCAGCACUGGACUGCACCAGCAUCACCAACAAUCCCCGCCUUGAAUUCUACCAACUGAUCUAUGGAAUAUCCAUUGUCGUUGUAAUCGUUCUGAGUGUCAUUAAAGGAUUUUUUUUUACUAAAUUUGUUUUGAAGGCGUCUUCUACCCUACAUGACAAUGUAUUUUAUAAGAUCUUACACUGUCCAAUGAAGUUCUUUGAUACCACCCCAGCUGGAAGGAUUAUCAACCGUUUCUCCAAAGACAUGGAUGAAGUGGAUGUUAGACUACCUUUUCAAGCAGAGAAUUUCCUCCAACAGGUGGUGAUGGUAACCUUCACAAUAGUAACCCUGGCAGUAGUGUUUCCAUACCUACUCAUCGCAGUGGCAAUCAUAGCUACAAUAUUUGUAUUAUUUUUCAGACGCUUUCGAAAUAGUAUCAGAGAAUUGAAAAGAAUAGAAAAUAUUAGCAGAUCCCCCUGGUUCUCUCACAUCACUUCAAGUAUUCAAGGUCUGAGCACAAUACAUGCCUAUAAUAAAACAAACGAUUUUAUUGAACGAUUUAAAGACUUAGGUGAUAAGAAUUCUAGCCAUUUGUUACUGUUCCAUUGUUCCAUGCGAUGGGUCGCCGUGAGAAUCGAUUUCCUCACAGCUCUCAUAACUCUUACUGUGGGUCUCUUUGUCAUCCUAAGUCCUGACUCAAUUCCUGCAUCAAAUAAGGGUCUUGCUUUAUCAUAUGCUAUUCAGCUGACAGGAUUGUUCCAAAUGUGCAUACGAAUGGGAAUUGAAACAGAAUCCAGAUUCUUAUCUGUAGAACGAAUAAUGGAAUACAUACUGACUGGUAUUUCAGAAACUCCACUUCAUGCUAUAAAGUCAAAUGUUCCCAAAAACUGGCCAAAUUGUGGUGCAAUCACAUUUAAGAAUUAUCAGAUGAAAUACAGAGAAAAUACUCCAAUAGUCCUAAAGGGACUGAAUUUAAAUAUUGAUCCUCAGGAAAAAAUUGGAAUUGUUGGAAGAACAGGAUCUGGAAAGUCGUCAUUGAGUGUUGCAUUGUUCAGACUGGUUGAACCAGUUACGGGAACAAUCCUGAUUGACAACAUUGAUAUUUGCACUGUUGCUCUGGAAGAUCUGCGAAGUAAACUUUCAGUCAUUCCACAAGAUCCAGUUUUGUUUGUUGGUACAGUGAGGUACAACUUAGACCCUUUUGGGAAGCACAAAGAAGAUGCAAUUUGGGAUGCUCUCGAAAGGACUUACAUGAAGGAUGUUGUGACAAAGCUUCCAAAGAAACUGGAAUCAGAGGUGGUUGAAAAUGGAGAAAAUUUCUCUGUUGGUGAACGUCAGUUACUCUGCAUGGCAAGAGCACUCCUGAGGAAUUCAAAGAUAAUAAUAUUGGAUGAAGCUACAGCCUCUAUUGAUUCAGAAACAGAUUCAUUGGUUCAGCACACCAUCAGAGAAGCAUUCAAAGACUGCACAAUACUAACAAUUGCACAUCGAAUAAACACAGUUCUGGAAUGUGACAGGAUUCUAGUUAUGGAUAACGGAAAGGUUGUGGAAUUUAACACACCAGCUGUGCUGGUACAGGAUCAGAAUUCAAUUUUUACAUCAAUGCUGGCUGCAUCCAACAAAAUGAGGUCAUAGAUAUGCAGAGAUAAUUCAAAUCGUUGGUCCUAACUUCUACUGAAAGAUAUUUUGAUUAGAUCAGAAGAUUGACUCAAAGGACUUUGGAUAUAAAUGUUCUUAUGGAGCUGAAUGCAUUUAUUUGAA